AUGCACUUCUCAGCUCGGAUUGCAGUCUUGUUGCUGCCCCUUCUGAUACCGUUUUCCCUUGUCAACUCCCUCCUCGCCCCAACGGAAUCGCCAGAGAGUGGCAAGACAUGCACGAACCUCACGGACACGUUUGAUGAGGCUGGCUUCGUCCUAGUUCCUCAACUCACACCGGUCGGCAUGUAUCAUGGACACACAUACGGUGGGUUUGCCACCUCGUCAGAAAGCAAGCUGCUGGGCACAAUUGGUGGAGUCAACGCAAAGUCGUCACCCAAUGUGGCCUCUAGCACCAUCUUGAACGACCUCAUCCAGCUGGGCCAGCUCACUCUCCAGCCCUUCGGCAACAUCACCGCAUCUCCCUCUCAGUAUUUUGAUAUCUACUCCGGUUGGCUCGCAUGUAUCCUCAUGCAAGGAAAUCCGCAGGCGCCAGCCUUGCCAUCGGGAUGUACUGUGACGGUGACGGGUGUCGGCAAGGAUAACAACGUCGUUCCGGAGUAUACGGUCUCAUUCUCGCCGACAAGUCUCUUAGCCAACUCUAUGGUUUUCUUCCAGCUGCCAGACACCUUCAGGAACCUCAUCAGCGUCACAUUCGGGGUAGCAACUUCAACUGUGUCCCCGGAACUUUCCGUCUUACUCCUCGACGAUGUCACUGUGUGCUCUUAUUCUUGA
Molecule: messenger RNA, 666 nt
Organism: Cladophialophora carrionii CBS 160.54
Lineage: Eukaryota; Fungi; Ascomycota; Eurotiomycetes; Chaetothyriales; Herpotrichiellaceae
Exons: 3
Coding region: 1-666 (221 amino acids)
Source: RefSeq, a predicted model, not a curated record